AUGGAUUUGAUUCACAAAUUUUUAAACAUCGUUUCUCCUAUUGUAACAACAAUCUUGUUCAUCUUCGUCUUACCAGUUAUUUAUGUGUCGCGCCUCUUGAGGUCUUGUAGUGCAUCCUCAUACCCAAAAGAACUCGCAGGAAAAGUAGUACUUAUCACUGGAGCUUCUUCCGGUAUCGGUGAGAAUUUGGCGUAUGAGUAUGCGAAACAUGGAGCUUGUCUUGCAUUGGUUGCGAGAAGAGAGGACUUACUUGUGGCGGUAGCCGAGAAAGCCAAGGAGCUAGGCUCUCCGGAUGCAAUUGUGAUCAAGGCUGAUGUUUCGAAACUUGAAGAUUGCAAGAGAUUCGUUAAUGAAACAAUUAGCCAUUUUGGUAAAUUGGAUUGCCUUAUAAACAAUGCUGGAAUCGCAACAUAUGGUCUCUUUGAAGACAAAGAUCAGGGAGCAGGAGGCAUCAAGGAAUGUGUUGCGACGAUGGACAUAAACUUUUGGGGGUCGGUUAACGCCACACAUUUUGCACUUCCACAUCUUAGGAAGACCAAAGGCAGAAUCAUUGUAGUCAAUUCUUGUGCCGGAUGGCUCAAUGCGCCUAGAAUGAACAUCUACAAUGCAAGUAAGGCAGCACAACAAAGCUUCUUUGAAACACUUAGAAUCGAGCUUGGAUCGGACAUUGGAAUAACAAUAGUAACCCUUGGGGUGGUGAAGACGGCUAUGGCUAAUGAUGAUGACUUAAUCAAGACAAAUUUAGAGUGGAUGCCCAUGAAAUCCGUGGAAGGGUGUGUUAAGGCAAUCGCCGAUGGUGCUAGGCGUGGAGAUGAAUACGUGGUCGAGCCUAAAUGGAUAGACACGGUUAUUUUGUGGGUGAUGUUACUACCGGAGCUAUCAAACUUAGGGCGUCGCAUCAUGAUGACUACGGGGCAGGAAACUAAGUUACAAAAGUUGAUAUCUAAGAACAACUGCUCAUUUCAAUCGCACAAUGUUAAACAGCGCUAA
Messenger RNA from Erigeron canadensis, 990 nucleotides. RefSeq names its product 11-beta-hydroxysteroid dehydrogenase-like 4A. The coding region runs from base 1 to 990 and encodes 329 amino acids. NCBI's taxonomy places the organism in Eukaryota, Viridiplantae, Streptophyta, Magnoliopsida, Asterales, Asteraceae. The transcript is spliced from 5 exons. The record is from RefSeq and is a predicted model, not a curated record.